Molecule: messenger RNA, 333 nt
Organism: Perkinsus marinus ATCC 50983
Lineage: Eukaryota; Perkinsozoa; Perkinsida; Perkinsidae
Exons: 3
Coding region: 1-333 (110 amino acids)
Source: RefSeq, a predicted model, not a curated record
AUGACUAAGGUCCGCCGAGAUCAGGCUGCCUGGCGGCUCGCUGCUGCCCUUGAAGAACAGGCCGCCGAGGACAAGGCUGCCUCUGCAGAAGCGGACAUUGAGCGCGCUGAGGGCAUUCCGCAAUUAUCUAGCAAAAUAGAGGAAAUCCGUGCAAAAGGACUGCAAACUGAGGCACUAGUAAAGGAUGUCAUCGCAUUAGAUGAGACGCUGCGUUCAGACGCCACAACAGAGAUUGAAGAAGCCUUCCCUUAUACGAAGGUGCAGCGUUCUGUAUUCGGCAAGACUAUAACCAUCGAUUCUGGUAUCGGAUUCAAUGCGAAGCGUAGCGGUUAG